ACAAAGCGGACCGCAGUGUUCGACGCCCCCCCCCCUGCUGUGACAGCCUGUGCAGGGUGUGAUGUGGCUGUGGCAUGUAUAAUCUCCGUAUUCCUUCCUGACGGUGUCAACCCAGACAGUCACGCCGUGGAGGGUGCCAUGGCUGAGGUGAUGGGACAGAAGAGCUUGCUGGGCUUUGGUGUGGUGUUGGUGUGGCUGGUUCUGUUCCACCUGCUGGUCAACAUCUGGCUGCUUUGUCUGUUCACCAGCCUGCUGGUGGUGCUUGGUGGCUGGCUUGGCUCGCAGGCAGUCCUAGAUUCCAACAGUGUGGUUCAUCUGGAGAGGUUUAUCACACUGGAGCAGGUUCCACCCUCCGUGGAGGCUGAUCAACACUUGGACCAAGAGAUCCACAACACAGUGAGGAAAAUCAUCAGGGACUUUGUCACCUCCUGGUACUGCACGGUGUCCUCUGAGACUGGUUUUGAGACAGAAGUUAAAGAGGCCAUGAUCUGUAUGGCCAUGGAACUGAAAAACCGUGCAAAACAUGUCGACAGGAAGGAGCUGACUCAGAGGAUCCUCGAUCUGUUUGGCUGCCACCUGCAGGACUACAUCAGAGCGAAGGAGCUGGUGACCGAGCAGCGGAUGACCAUGAAUCGUGAAAGUGACCGGUUGUGGAAAGCUUAUUCCAGUCUUACCACACCUCAUCUUGCCAUGACCAAUGACAAAGCGGAGCUAAACUACACCAGAGGAUUUGUAGAUUUGUUAAUGCAUGUUUUGGUGCCAUUGCCGCACUUGGAGACCCAAACUGGACGGUUUGUUGUUGGAGAGCUCAUCACCUGCAAUGUUCUUCUCCCUCUUUUUGACAAACUGUCUGACCCUGACUGGUUAAACAUCCUUAUAAUUGAAAUAUUUGGGAGGUCCAGCAAACCCCAGGAAUGCAUUGCGACAGAGCCGAUGACUCCAUCACCACCAACAGAUGAAUCUGAUCUCCCUGCAUUACAAGAGAUUGCACAGGUUCCUCAAAGGAAUACUGAAAUUCCUCAAGCACGAGCACAGACUGAAAUGUUCCCUGAGGCAGAGAUGGCUGAGCUUGCUACCUAUGACGUCUUCGACUCAGUGGAGGUGGACUGUCCACAGAAUAACACUGAAGAAGAAGAAAGUCCUCCACCCUUUCUAGAGCAUUUCUUGAGAGGAAGCAAGUCAAACCCAUUUUACCAGGAAAAUGAUUCGGACCUUGAUUCUCCUUUGGCUGAAUAUAAACAGAGUCCCACCGAUUCACUGGUCAUGAUAGGCCAAGAGGAGGCUUUGGAUGACAGAUGCAAAGAGUUUACCACAUCUGUUGAAAAUAACAUUGGUCUGGACUUGGAGGAUGUUUGUCCCUGUCCAUUGGAUGGCUCCCGCCAAAGCGUACUUGUGAAUUCAGAAAAUCCAAAUGGCUAUGGCCCCUCAUCAGUAGGGGCAUCACAGGGGACUCCAAGUGUCAGCAGCCUCCCGGACCUGGAGAGGGAAGCCAGUUCCCCACCAGUAAACCCAACCAGGGAGCUUCUCCUGAGCGUAGAACAGACUGGGUUGGGUAACCCUAAUGAACUAGUCAGUCCCUCGCAGGUCACUUCUCCCAUGCCAUCAUUCAGCUUCCAGCCCCUCAGCAGCCCAGAUGGACCAGUCAUCAUUCAGAACCUCCGCAUCACUGGUACCAUCACAGCUAAGGAACACAGAGGCACUGGCUCACACCCCUACACAUUAUACACUAUAAAAUAUGAGACAGCAAUGGGUUUUGAGAGCCCAGGAAGCCUCCAGUCCGGCUCUGAUGAUGCCGAAGUCGUACAGACAACUUUAGAGAAUCCCUCUCGCAUUCAGCCAGUAGCCUAUCACAUGGUCAACAGACGAUACAGCGAGUUCCUCAACCUGCAAACACGGCUGGAAGAGAAAACUGACCUAAGGAAACUCAGCAAAGGUGUAAAAGGUCCAAGGAAAAUAUUUCCAGACAUGCCAUUUGGGAACAUGGACAGUGACAAGAUUGAGGCCCGGAAAGGACUGCUAGAAACCUUUUUGAAGCAACUCUGUGCCAUCCCUGAAAUAGCCAAUAGUGAGGAGAUGCAGGAGUUUCUGGCUCUCAAUACAGACGCCAGGAUUGCCUUUGUCAAGAAACCUUUCAUUGUGUCACGCAUAGACAAGAUUAUGGUGAAUGCCAUCGUGGACACCCUGAAGACAGCCUUUCCUCGUUCAGAGCCUCAAAGCCCCACAGAGGAUAACGAAGCAGAGGUGGAUGGUUGGAAAAUAAGUUUGGACAAGAAGAGCAAGUCUCGUCUGAAGUUCAGUAGUAAGAACAGUCCCUCUAUGAACGGCUCUGACAUAAGACCACCAGUUUUGUUCAGUUUGGAGCAAACCAGCACAGUUUUCAGCAGGAUGUCCUUGGGAGAUUUGCAAGCCUUUAUCACCGAACAAGAAAAACUGUGUAUCAGAGUUGAGUCGGAGAGGGAGGAGAGCCCAGUGGGCAGAGAAUUCAGAGGCUAUCUGGAUGACAGCUUGAGAGGAAAGCAGAGUCAGGAGCGUGCCUCUGAGAUGGCGCUGGCUGAGGUGGCUCUGAACAUCCUGUGUCUGCUGAUGAAGGAGCAGUGGAGCUGGCUGUGCACUGAAAACAUUCAGAGGACCGUCAGGCUGCUGUUUGGGACCUUUAUUAACAGGUGGCUAGAUGUGAGCGUAGCCAACCUGACGUCCACAGGGUUCUGGGUGUUCUACCUGCAGGUCAUACAGGAGGCUGUAUGGCCCGGUGGAGCUCUGCCUACGACCCUUCAACUUGACCGCAGCCAGCAGGAGAAGGACAGCACCAGACAACAAGCCCUGCACUGUCUGAUGAGACUCUUACCAGAUCUGGUCUCAGACAUGUUGGGACAAGACAAGUGCAAACUGAGCUGGCAGAUGGCACUGGACUCUCUUCAAGACCCCUACAUUAACAGACACCUGGUCUACUGUAUAUUUGACCUUCUGCUGGAGUUCCUGGUUCCUGAAAUACCUGAGGCGGACUUCCAGAGGAGGCUGCUGCAGACCCUCUCUAAAAACCCUGAGAAGUUGCUGGCAUGAGGCGACCACCCACAAGAACACCUGCAAACCCAGCUUUUAUUUUUCAUCAUGCUGACUCGUCAUUCAGCUCAGAUGAGAUGCUGUAAAGCAGCGUGACGUCGAGGAUGCUCCCGUUCUGCUAACGUUAUGUGAUCACAGUGUGAGUGAAUAUUUCUAGUCAGACUGAAUAUCCUCUGUCCCCACUUUAAUCUCCCGAGGUCAGUCUGCCCUGUCUCCAAUUAUGUAUUGAUGUACGGCCAUGAGUCUCCUGAGCACAGUGUCCUGUAUACGAAGACACAUGUUUGAGGAAGCAUUAAUUACACAAGAGCACCUGGUUUGUGUUUGAUCGAAUGUGUCUGACGUGCGAUCCAAACAUGUGGCAAAGCACUGUCCGUUGUCUACGUCCAGCUUUGACUAAACUCACUGCAGAUGGUUUUUACACUCUGUCCUCAUCCCCUCCCACGGGCUCUGGGAACAAGUCCUCACACCUCUAUCUGUCAUCUAGUGAAGCAGGAUUUAUCACCCCAAGAUUAAGCUGUUGACGACAGUUUCAUUCCUCAGUGUCCUGCUGGCUCUGUAUAAACCCAAUUGUGACUCUAACACAAUAUUCUUCCUUGUGAGUGGAGCAUAGGUCUCUUGCAGUGAUUUUAAGCCUGCAACUAACCGAAUGUAGGAAAAGUACAUGUGAGUUGCAAUGAAGAGUUGGCCAUAAUGUAUUUUACUGGCUUUCCAGGUAGGUUCUUUUAAUAAGUUCCACGGUGCAGUAAAUUUCUAAAUAAUAAGCGAGCCGAGCCUCACAAAAGCAGGUAUACGAAGGACGUCUGCUGUUGGCAGAGCUCCAGUCAAUAACUUUUUUGUAGGCUAAUGUAAAACAGUGGGCUGGCAGGCUGGUUAACCACAGGCCUUUAAGUGGUGGUAAAUUACAUAGAAGGAUAUUCUCUUGUGCAAUGAAGAAAAACCAACAUAAAUUGUUUUGGAAAGACAUUGGGUCACCAUGUGCCACCAGAACAGCUUCAGUGAGUCUCUGAACUCUACUGGAAGGAAGAUUUCCAUUCUUCCCAACGAUAUUUCCAUAUUUGGGGGUUUGAUGACGAUGGUGGAGCGAGCUGUCAAACAUACUGGUCCAGAAUCUACUAUUGGUGUUUAACUGGGUUGAUAUUUGGUGACUCUGAGGACCAUAGCUCACAAAAUUGUUAUACUCUGAAACAUAGGCUGUCUAUAAAGAUGGACGACGAAGUGAAGCCAAAAUAUAAUAUGUAUAUAAUUUAAAAUAUAUAUUACAUAGAUAUGAGCAGUGGUAGUUGGGUCCUGUCAAUGUCCAUGCUCGACUAAUCACGAGUCAGUCUCAAUUGUUAAUCAUGACAUAUCACCCUGUUAUUAAUCAUCAAAUAACGAAUAUAAACCAAACUUGUCAGAAACAUAAGUCAGUGUUGUCAUCCUGUUGUGCUGCUCUUUAAAUAACAGCAUCUGAUCAUCGGUACUAACUCACUUAUUCUUACUCAUUCUGUUGAUUAUCAAAGUAAAGGCAGGGUAUAUAUGAGCUGUGAGACAGUCAGCAGAUAAUCAUGAUCAUAGAUUCUAAAUAAAGAUAGAUGACAUGUUUUCAUUUCCCCCAAUUGGCCUAAAUGAAAUCCUGGAAUUCCACUUCACAAGCCCCAGAUCUGUUUGAUGGCCACAUGAGCCCGAACCCUCGUCCUUCAGUCACCUUAGAAACCAUCUGAAGAGGGUCACCACAUAAUCUUCAGUCACUGUAAACAAACUUUGAAGGUUUUCAUAUUUGUGAAAAUUGCCUUAUCUUAUUGCCUUAUUUGUGGUCAGUGCCACUUGGAUAAAGAAUGAAAAGAAAACGUUGUAACCUUAGCAUUGUCCCACACACACACACACACAAAUGAUGUAGCACAGAGUACAUCACCAUUUUCUGCCAACAUUCUUUUUGUUCGUGUUUGUGGUGAUAAACAAGGCCAUAUUUUAAUGUUUUGAUCAUUCCAUUUUUUUUGCACUUAUACCCGCAACCUUGUCUUAAAUUCCAUUGUUUCUUUCCAUGGUGUUUACUUGUGAUUCAGUGUAUUUAUUAACCUAUUUAUGUGUUUGAAAUAUUACAUAAUGUCUUGUUCUGAAUUCCAACCAUAAAAGAAGGAGCUGGUGCUGAAGGAGAGGGGCCCCCUGCAGUAUUGUGAAGUGCUUUUUACCCCCUAGGUUUUGCCUUACAGGGAGGUUGAUGGAAGUUUGGUUUGGUGUGUCCUGCAGGUGUGACCCUGAUAAGCAGCCCCUUGUAGCUCCCUGUGGUGAACCUGUUUACUCUUCUUUUUAUUGUGAGCGACUGCUGAACUAUGAAGCGUUACAGUUGUUGUAUGUUACAGUUUUUCUAUGUUACAGUUUUUGUAUGUUACAGUUGUUGUAUGUUACAGUUUUUCUAUGUUACAGUUUUUGUAUGUUACAGUUGUUGUAUGUUACAGUUGUUGUAUGUUACAGAAUGUUAGGAGGGUCUUAUAUUUACUUUCUCAUUCUGUCUGAUGAAGGAAUUCCAUAUAUGUUGAUAUGAUUAAACUGCAAAGUGCCACAGAACAUGAUCACAUUGCUUCUUACAACUGGCACAGAGACAGAAACGUACGUGCUCGUUGUAUCACUGCUUUAACAACAUCCUUUAAUAUUAUAAGAUCACAUGUUUCAUCUUAUCUUGAUUUUUCAUCAUAGUGGUCAUAAAUCUGCACAAAAGAAUCUGAAAUUAGUUCACAACAAUAAUGCCAAAAAAAUCUCCUGCCUGUUGGCUACUGUGUGUUGCAUAGACUGGAUAUUUUAAUCAUAACAAUGUGCAAAAACUUAUGUUACAACAAGAAAAGUCUGUAUAACAUCAGAACCGGGAACUUUUGGGGUUUUUUGUUUGUGAAAAGCCAACUGUUUUGGUAUGUGAUCAUUUCAUAUGUAGAAAUAACCAGAAUGUUGAGAUACAACGGAAUGAGAAAUAAUUGUUAAAAGGAUCAUGUUAAAGCCUCGUCAUCAUUAACCCAAGUAAGAUAGAUCGUUAUUUGUCAUGUGGUGGCUGCUGUAUUUUCCUGCUUCAAUCAGUAGAUGGUAGAUGUUUAACUCCUAAUUGAAAAAUGCACAGUGCUGUUUGCUCUUAGAACUUAGAACAGCAGAGUUUACAUGGAUUUAUAACUCUCCACAAGUUUAUGUUGAAGUCUUUCAUAGUAAUGUAUGAUAAUGAUUAACCGUAAUUUCCUUUCUCCUCUGCACUGGUGUUCACGUUUGUGUCUUGUUGUCUAUCAGACAUUUAAACAUGUGGUUGUGUUAAUAUGAACACUUUGAAUCCCUUUUUCCUCUCACCCUUUGUGUCACAGUCUUUUAAAAUGCCUGCUCGUGGUUCCUGAACAUAUCUGCCAACACAAUAAAGUUACCAAACAUGAUUUAUUAAGACAUCCAA
Messenger RNA from Limanda limanda (common dab), 6460 nucleotides. It is a transcript of the gene snx19b, whose product is annotated as sorting nexin 19b. NCBI's taxonomy places the organism in Eukaryota, Metazoa, Chordata, Actinopteri, Pleuronectiformes, Pleuronectidae. The transcript has 14 exons. Gene Ontology annotation, molecular function: phosphatidylinositol binding. Gene Ontology annotation, cellular component: intracellular membrane-bounded organelle; early endosome membrane. The annotation marks the transcript as partial. The record is from RefSeq and is a predicted model, not a curated record.